AUAAAAUGUAGUUUUGGUGACCCAUUUCUAUAAAACAACUUAUACUUGGUCAAAAAAAUAUAUAACAAGUUAUACAAAUGUCGAGUUGUGGGCUCCAUUCUCUUCCCUGAAAGAAGAUUACCGUUUUGCCGGUUGACUUUUGAGCUUCUAUAUCAUGCUACUCGUUGCUGUACAACAACCAUUUCAGAUUCUACUUCUUCAUGAAUAACUAUGUCUGCUACUGGCCAUCGCAAGGACUCUGAACCCUCCACCUCCUCCUCCUUACAAGGGUCCGAACCGUGUCGACACUUUGAAUUUUCUGAGAUUCAACAAGCAACCAAUGACUUUGAUGAAUCAUUAGUAAUCGGGCAUGGAGGAUUCGGAAAAGUUUACAGAGGUAACAUUAUCAAUGGAUCAAGUCUUGUCAUUGCUGCCGUUAAACGACUGGAUUCCAUGUCCAGUCAAGGAGCAGCUGAGUUUUGGGCCGAAGUCGAGAUGCUAUCUAAGUUGCAGCACUGUAAUCUUGUGUCUUUGAUUGGCUAUUGUAAUUACGGAAAGGAGAUGAUCCUUGUCUAUGAAUAUAUGCCGAAUGGAACACUUGAAGAUCAUCUUCAUAACCUUGGUACUCCUCUUUCUUGGCUUGAGCGGCUCAACAUCUGCAUAGGUGCAAGUCGCGGAUUACACUACCUUCACACUGGUACAGGGAUUCAAGUUGGGGUUAUACAUCGCGAUGUCAAGAGUUCAAAUAUUUUGUUGCACGAGAAUUGGGCAGCUAAAAUUUCGGACUUUGGGUUGUCCAAAAUAAGCCAAACGAAUCGGCCAUCCACUUAUGUCAAAACUGUUGUUAAAGGCACUUUUGGGUAUCUAGAUCCCAAUUAUUACGCAACUGGAAAGCUGACAAGGAAGUCUGACGUGUAUGCUUUUGGGGUGGUAUUGUUGGAAGUGUUGUGUCGGAAGCGCGCGGUGGAUACAACUCUUGAUGAGGAGCAAUGGUUGAAUUUAGCAAGAUGGGCUCAAGAAUCUAUCAAAGAAGGCAAUUUAAAGCACAUAAUUGAUUCCGAUAUAAGGGAUCAAAUAUCCCCAAAAUGUUUGAAGGAGUUUGUUCGAAUUGCAGAGAAAUGUUUGCACAACAAUCCAAAGCAGCGCUCAACCAUGGCAGAGGUUGUGGUCAGUCUUGAGUCUGUACUAACCUCACAAGAGAAAUUCAAUAAUUCAAUGCAAACCCCACGCAAAACAAUAUUUGGUAGAAUGGUUAAUAUGCUUCCCUUCCCCUUCAAAGGAGAAAAUUAUGGUAUUUCAAGCUCCUCUUUAAAAUUGUGUUUAUCCAUUUCUACAUAUAUUAGCAUAACGGCAACGAACAUAUAGAAAUGUCAUCUUCCGAACUCAAAAAAUGAAAGUGCACAGACCUUAAUUCGUGUAUGCAUGUUAUAGCUUGUAGUUUAACACCUGAAUCUCAUAUCUAGCCCCAGA
Cynara cardunculus var. scolymus (artichoke) is the source of this 1449-nucleotide messenger RNA. Its product is annotated as receptor-like protein kinase FERONIA. Gene Ontology annotation, biological process: protein autophosphorylation. Gene Ontology annotation, cellular component: plasmodesma; plasma membrane. NCBI's taxonomy places the organism in Eukaryota, Viridiplantae, Streptophyta, Magnoliopsida, Asterales, Asteraceae. The coding region runs from base 211 to 1344 and encodes 377 amino acids. The record is from RefSeq and is a predicted model, not a curated record. The transcript has a single exon. Gene Ontology annotation, molecular function: ATP binding; transmembrane receptor protein tyrosine kinase activity.